Molecule: messenger RNA, 13703 nt
Organism: Hippoglossus stenolepis (Pacific halibut)
Lineage: Eukaryota; Metazoa; Chordata; Actinopteri; Pleuronectiformes; Pleuronectidae
Gene: csmd3b
Product: CUB and Sushi multiple domains 3b
Exons: 72
Coding region: 6-10925 (3639 amino acids)
Biological process (GO): regulation of dendrite development
Source: RefSeq, a predicted model, not a curated record
GCAGCAUGCGGCCCGGUGAGAGCUCAGAGGGCUCGCGCUCGGCUCGCGGAAGAUGCGUUGACGCUGAGCAUUUUACCGACAGCGGCUGUCUCGAGCACCCCUCGUCGGCACAGCGGCGGAUGAAGAGGGGGACGACGGAGCGGAGGAUGCGGGGGACGUGCGGGAGGAUGACGGACCGAGGCGCGACGGCCACGCGCUGUUUUCUCUGGAGCCUGGUUCUCUGGUCGCUCUCGUCGCGCGCGCAAGGUUUUAUCUACACAUGUGGCGGUACGCUGAAGGGCAGAAACGGCAGUAUAGAAUCGCCAGGUUUUCCCUAUGGCUAUCCCAACGGGGCAAACUGCACCUGGGUCAUCGUCGGGGAGGAAGGAAGUAGAAUCCAGCUCAUCUUCUUGUCGUUCGCCAUAGAGGAAGAAUAUGAUUUCCUGUCCUUGUAUGAUGGACAUCCCCACCCUGCUAACUUCAGGACCAGGCUAACGGGCUUCCAGGUUCCUCCCCCGGUCACGAGCACGGGGAACGUGUUCUCGUUGAGGUUGACCAGUGACUUCGCUGUCUCUGCACAUGGCUUCAAACUCAACUACGAAGAACUUCACAGUACAUCCUGUGGAAACCCAGGUGUCCCACCCAAAGCAGUGCUGAGUGGUGGUGGACGUUUCGCUGUUGGGGACCGUGUGCGGUACAACUGUGUCCCUGGUUAUGUCUUGGACGGCCACGCCACGCUCUCCUGCAUCACCAACGCCGGGAACACGGCCGUCUGGGACUUUCCUGCUCCGAUAUGUCGAGCUGAGGACACAUGUGGGGGCACUGUGAGGGGCGGCAGUGGGGUGGUGACCAGUCCCGGUUACCCCGGCAACUAUGGUAACCAGGCCGACUGUACUUGGAUCCUAUUGGCCGAACCUGGAGACACCAUCUCUGUCAUCUUUACAGACUUCCAGACAGAGGAGAAGUACGACUACCUGGAAGUGGAGGGAUCCGAACCACCAACCAUUUGGUUGUCGGGCAGUAAUGUCCCAUCACCCAUUGUGAGCAACAAGAACUGGCUGCGGCUGCAUUUUGUGACCGACGACAACCACCGUUACCGUGGUUUCAGCGGACAUUAUCAAGUGAAGCGAUCAGUAGAUUUUAAAUCGCGGGGCGUUAAAUUAUUCCCUGGCAAAGACUCCGGCAACAAGUUUUCAAUAUUAAAUGAAGGUGGUGUGAGACAGGCGUCCAACUCCUGCCCUGACCCCGGAGAACCGGAGAACGGGAAACGCCACGGCAGCGACUUCAGCAUUACCAGUGAGGUGCACUUCACCUGCGGAGAAGACUACGUUCUCCAGGGCAGUAAAACUAUCAGCUGUCAGAGAGUGGCUGAAGUCUUCGCAGCCUGGAGUGACCACAGACCCGUCUGUAAAGUGAAGACGUGCGGCAGCAAUCUUCAAGGUCCUUCAGGAACAUUUACAUCUCCAAACUUCCCGAUUCAAUACGAGAGCAACGCGCAGUGUGUGUGGAUAAUUACCGCCUCCAAUCCCAACAAGGUGAUCCAGAUCAAUUUUGAAGAGUUUGACAUGGAGAUAGCCUACGAUACUCUGACUAUAGGAGACGGAGGAGAGGUGGGAGAUCCUACAGCUAUACUGCAAGUCCUCUCGGGCAGCUUUGUCCCCGACUUGAUCGUCAGCCUGACCCACCAGAUGUGGCUCCACCUACAGUCAGAUGAGAGCGUUGGAUCGAUAGGAUUUAAGAUCAACUAUAAAGAAAUAGACAAAGAGAGCUGCGGCGACCCCGGGACUCCUCUGUAUGGAAUAAGGGAAGGCGACAGCUUCUCAAAUGGCGGAAUCCUGAGAUUUGAGUGCCAGUUUGGCUUCGAGCUGAUCGGAGAGAGAACCAUCUCCUGCCAAGACAACAAUCAGUGGUCGGCAAACAUCCCCAUAUGCAUAUUCCCCUGCAUGUCCAACUUCACAGCCCCCGCAGGUACCGUCCUCUCCCCAGAUUACCCAGAAGGCUACGGGAACAACAUGAACUGCAUCUGGCUCAUCCAAUCAGAACCGGGUUCCAGAAUCCACUUGGCUUUUAAUGACUUUGACCUGGAGGCCCCCUACGAUUCCCUGACGCUGAAAGACGGCGAGACAAACGAUGCCGUCGUCAUCGGGAGGUUCUCCGGAGCCGAGAGUCCUUCCCAUCUGACGUCCAACACCAACACGCUGAGGCUGGAGUUCCAGGCUGAUCACUCCAUGUCAGGAAGAGGAUUUAAUAUCACUUACAGCACGUUUGGCCAUAACGAGUGCCCGGACCCUGGCAUCCCUAUCAACGCUCGUCGCUUCGGAGACAGCUUCCAGCUGGGCAGCUCCAUCUCCGUGGUCUGCGAGGACGGUUUUAUCAAAACCCAGGGAACCGAGACCAUCACCUGUCAGCUGGAAAAAGGGAAAGUCAUGUGGAGCGGGCCCAUCCCGAAAUGUGAAGCACCAUGUGGAGGCCACUUCUCAGCCCCGACUGGAGUGAUUUUGUCUCCUGGGUGGCCUGGUUACUACAAAGACUCCCUCAGCUGUGAGUGGGUGAUUGAAUCAGAGCCUGGACGCUCCAUCAAAAUCUCAUUUGACAGGUUCCAGACAGAGCUGGGCUAUGACUUCCUGGAGAUCCACGACGGGCCCAACCUCCUGUCCCCGCUGGUCGGCUCCUUCAAUGGAACCCAGGUGCCCCAGUUCCUGUUCAGCAGCAGCAACUUUCUGUAUCUGCUGUUUACCACCGAUAACAGCCGGUCAAACGCUGGGUUCAAGAUAAUAUAUGAAAGCGUGACGGUGGACAGCUACUCAUGUCUGGACCCUGGUAUUCCUGUCAAUGGUAUUCGCUACGGACAGGAUUUCUCCAUCGGCUCCACGGUGUCAUUUGGCUGUGAUUCAGGCUACAGACUCAGCCACGAAGAGCCGCUGGUGUGUGAGAAGAACCACUGGUGGAGCCACGCUCUGCCCACGUGCGAUGCGCUGUGUGGCGGAGAUGUGAGGGGUCCCUGGGGUACCAUCCUUAGUCCCGGCUAUCCAGACAGCUACCCUUCAUCUCUCAACUGUACCUGGACUGUUGAAGUCAGCCACGGGAAAGGAGUCCAGUUUCAGUUCAACUCUUUUCAUCUGGAGGACCAACAUGAUUACCUCUUGGUUACCGAGAACGGGAGUUUCCUGCAACCGCUGGCUCGCCUGACUGGCAACGAGUUGCCUAGCAACAUCAAUGCCGGUCUCUAUGGCAACUUCAAAGCUCAGCUACGAUUCAUCUCUGACUUUUCCAUUUCGUACGAGGGCUUCAACAUAACUUUUUCUGAAUACACUUUGGAGCCGUGCGAGGACCCCGGCAUGCCUCGCUUCGGCCGGAGGAACGGCUACAGUUUCGGCGUCGGCGACACGUUGUCUUUUUCCUGCAAUGUGGGCUAUCGACUAGAGGGGGCGCUGGAGUUAAUCUGUCUGGGCGGUGGGCGGAGAAUGUGGAGCGCUCCUCUGCCAAGAUGUGUCGCGGAGUGCGGCUCCUCCGUUAUAAACAACGAAGGGAUCAUGCUCUCGCCGAACUACCCGAUGAACUACGACAACAACCACGAGUGCAUCUAUAGCAUCCAGGUGCAAGCUGGGAAAGGCAUCAACAUCUCUGCCAGAACCUUUCAUCUCGCCCAAGGGGAUAUACUCAAGAUUUAUGAUGGCAAAGACAACGCAGCCCAUGUUCUUGGAGCGUUCACAGGAACGUCCAUGUUGGGCCUGACGCUGAUUUCCACUUCAAACCAUCUCUGGCUGGAAUUUUACAGUGAUCCAGAGAGUGCGGGGGAAGGAUUCAAACUGGUUUAUUCAAGUUUUGAAUUGUCUCAUUGCGAGGACCCAGGCGUCCCUCAGUUUGGCUUCAAGGUCAACGACCAGGGUCAUUUCUCUGGGAGCAGCAUCACGUACAGAUGUGAGCCCGGAUACACUCUGCACGGAGCUACCACACUGAAGUGUAUGACGGGGGAGAGGAGAGCCUGGGACAACCCCCUGCCUUCCUGUAUCGCGGAGUGCGGAGGUCGUUUUAAGGGCGAGUCUUCCGGUAGGAUUCUUUCACCUGGAUACCCGUUUCCCUACGACAAUAAUCUGCGCUGCACCUGGACCAUUGAGGUGGACUCGGGAAAUAUUGUGAGUCUUCAGUUCUUGGCCUUCGACACAGAGGCCAGCCACGACAUGCUGAAGGUCUGGGACGGGCCGCCCGAAAACGAGAUGUCUCUGUCUGAGAUCAGCGGGUCCCUGCUCCCCGAAGGGAUUCACUCCACACUGAACACGGUCACCGUUCAGUUCGAAACCGAUUUCUACAUCAGCAAGUCGGGAUACGCUAUCCAGUUCUCCAGCUCGGUGGCCACGGCCUGCAGGGACCCAGGCGUACCGAUGAAUGGCAGUCGGAGCGGAGAUGGCCGCGAGCCGGGGGACUCUGUGUCCUUUCAGUGUGACCCGGGAUACGAGCUCCAGGGGGACGACAAAAUCACCUGUAUACAAGUGGAUAACAGAUACUACUGGCAGCCCAGCCCGCCUGUCUGCAUAGCUCCCUGUGGAGGAAACCUAACAGGCUCCAAUGGGUUUAUUCUCUCUCCUAACUACCCACAUCCCUACCCUCACUCCAAGGACUGUGAUUGGCUCAUCGCCGUCAACUCUGACUACGUGUUGUCGCUGGCCUUCAUCAGUUUCAACAUCGAGCCAAACUAUGACUUUGUGUAUAUCUAUGACGGCCCGGAUAGCAACAGUCCUCUGAUUGGUAGCUUCCAGGACAGCAAACUCCCAGAGCGGAUCGAGAGCAGUUCAAAUACCAUGCAUUUAGCAUUCCGCAGUGAUGGGUCUGUGUCUUACGCGGGCUUCCACCUGGAAUACAAAGCCAAACUGAGGGAAUCGUGCUUCGACCCAGGUGUGGUUCUGAAUGGAACCAGGCUGGGAUCGGAUUACAAGCUGGGCUCCACUGUCACCUUCUACUGUGAAGCAGGAUAUGUUCUGCAGGGCUACUCUACUUUGACCUGCAGCAUGGGAGACGAUGGCCGACCUGGAUGGAACAGGGUACUGCCUAGUUGUCAAGCGCCCUGUGGAAGUCGUUCUACGGGAUCAGAUGGGACCGUUUUAUCUCCUAAUUUCCCCAGAAACUACACCUCUGGUCAGACGUGCAUCUACUCUAUAGCUGUGCCCAGAGAGUUCGUGCUCUUUGGUCAGUUUGUGAUGUUCCAGACAUCUUUAAAUGAUGUGGUAGAGAUCUAUGAUGGGCCCACGCAACAGAACACACUGUUAUCUUCCCUUUCUGGUUCCCACUCUGGUGAGUCUCUCCCUCUGAGUUCGGCAAACCAGAUCACCGUAAAGUUUACCACCGUUGGAUCGGAAACUGCGAAAGGAUUCCACUUCGUCUACCAAGCGGUACCAAGGACCAGUUCCAGCCAGUGCAGUUCGGUCCCUGAACCUCGUUUUGGGAAACGUCUCGGCAACGACUUCGCAGUCGGCUCCAUGGUGCAGUUUGAGUGCAACCCUGGUUAUGUCCUGCACGGCUCCACUGCCAUCCGCUGUGAGAGCGUCCCAGACAACCUGGCCCAAUGGAACGACACCCUGCCAACAUGCAUAGUUCCCUGUGGGGGUGCGUUGACCGCUCGACGCGGGACAAUCCUGUCACCUGGCUAUCCGGAGCCGUACGACAACAACCAGAACUGUGUGUGGAAGGUCUCCGUUCCAGAGGGGGCUGGAAUACAGAUACAAGUGGUGAGUUUUGCCACUGAGCACAACUGGGACUCCCUGGAUUUUUACGACGGCGCAGACAACCAUGCACCACGACUGGGCAGCUACUCCGGCACCACCAUCCCCCCUCUCCUGAACAGUACAUCCAACAACCUCCAUCUCAGCUUCAGCUCGGACAUUAGUGUCUCAGCUGCUGGGUUUCACCUGGAAUACACAGCUAUUGGGUUAGAGUCGUGCCCGGAGCCUCAGACUCCGAACUACGGAAUUAGACAAGGAGACAGAUUCAUGGUCGGAGAUGUUGUGCAGUUUUCAUGUGAACAAGGGUACUCUCUUCAGGGCAAUGCACAUAUCACCUGCAUGCCUGGUCCCGUUAGAAGAUGGAACUACCCUGUACCACUGUGUCUCGCCCAGUGCGGUGGGUCUAUGACAGAUGUAAGUGGAGUGAUUCUAAGUCCCGGUUACCCAGGCAACUACCCCAGUGGAUUAGACUGCACAUGGACAGUCAACUUACCUGUCGGCUUCGGCAUCCAUCUCCAGUUCCUGAACUUCUCCACCGAAGCGAUCCACGAUUACUUAGAGAUCCGCAGUGGAACGCUGGAGACCGGCUCGGUCAUCGACCGGUUCAGCGGCCCCGUCAUCCCCAAAGCUCUGUUCAGCACCACCCACCAGACCAGCUUCUUCUUCCACAGCGACUACUCACAGAACAAACCUGGCUUCCACAUCACAUAUCAAGCCUAUCAGCUCCAGAGCUGCCCGGACCCUCGGCCUUUUCGAAACGGCAUCGUGAUCGGCACGGACUUCAGCGUGGGGAUGACGGUGUCGUUUGAAUGUCUGCCCGGUUACUCUCUGAUCGGAGAUGCUUCGCUCACGUGUUUACACGGGAUCAGCCGGAACUGGAACCACCCGCUGCCACGAUGUGAAGCUCUCUGUGGUGGGAACAUCACGUCAUUAAAUGGAACCAUUUACUCUCCCGGUCACCCGGAGGAAUACCCCAACUUCCAGGACUGCGUGUGGAGCGUGAGGGUUCCGCCCGGCCACGGGAUUUACAUCAACUUCACCGUGCUGAGCACCGAGCCGAUAUACGACUACAUCACCGUGUGGGACGGUCCAGACCAAUCCUCUCCUCAGAUCGGCCAGUUCAGUGGGAACACAGCUUUGGAGUCGGUCUACUCCACCUCCAACAUCAUCCUCAUCAAGUUCCACUCGGACUUCUCUGGAGCUGGCUUCUUUGUCUUAAGCUACCACGCCUACCAAUUAAGGGUUUGUCAGCCUCCUCCAGAAGUGGCCAGCGCUGACGUACUGAUGGAGGACGGGGAGCUGGAGAUAGGUGACAUCAUCAGGUACAGAUGCCAACCUGGCUUCUCAUUGGUCGGCAGCGAGAUUCUCACCUGUCGCCUUGGAGAGAGACUGCAGAUGGAUGCACCUCCUCCAACAUGCCAAGUCCAAUGCCCGGCACACGACGUGAGGUACGACUCAUCAGGCGUCAUCCUGAGCCCCGGUUGGCCAGAAAGUUACCCCAAUCUCCAGAUGUGUUCGUGGAGCAUCACAGUAGAGAAAGGAUACAACGUCACCAUCACCUUCGAGAGCUUCCACACGGAGAGAGAGUUUGAUGUGCUGGAGAUAUUUGAUGGUUCCACAACCAACAGUCCCACUCUGGCCACGCUGAGCGGCGACCUGCCCACACCCUUCAACCUCACCACCUCCGGCCACCAGUUCCUGGUCCGCUGGUCCUCAGACCACGGCACGAACAAGAAAGGCUUCAAAAUUCGCUAUGUUGGUGAGUACCAAACCCUGUACUGCUCCACGCCAGACUCUCCCCUUCACGGCUCCAUCUCCUCUCAGAGCGGCGGCCACAUCAAUAGCGUGGUGCGGUGGGCCUGUGACCGUGGAUACCGUCUCAUUGGCAACGCCACGGCAACCUGCCGACGCUCAUCCCUCGGUUACCACGCGUGGGACUCUCCUGUACCUGCGUGUCAAGCUGUUUCGUGCGGGGCGCCCAAGUCUCCGACAAACGGCGGCACUUUAACGGCCGACUACUCCGUCGGAACGAGAGUCUCCUAUUUCUGUAACGACGGGUACAGACUCUCCAGCAAAGAGCUGACGUCGGCCAUCUGUCAGCCCGACGGAACAUGGAGCAACCACAAUAAGAUACCGCGGUGUUCUGUGGUCGUAUGCCCCAGCAUCGGGUCGUUCUCUCUGGAGCACGGCCGCUGGAGGAUCGUCAACGGCUCGCACUAUGAAUACAGAACUCGAAUCGUGUUCACCUGCGACCCGGGGUACUACCGAUUAGGCCCCGCCCACAUCCAGUGCUUGCCCACUGGCGUGUGGAGCUGGAGGAACGAGAGGCCACACUGCCAGGUUAUCUCCUGCGGCGAGCUGCCACCCCCCCCCAGCGGGAAGAAGAUCGGCACUCAGACCACAUUCGGCGCCACGGCCAUCUUUACCUGCGACGCUGGUUUCAUGCUGGUUGGCUCGGCUGUCAGAGAGUGCCUGUCCUCUGGGCUCUGGAGUGGAACGGAAACGAGAUGUUUAGCUGGCCACUGUGGAAUCCCAGAAGGCAUCGUGAACGGUCAGGUGAUCGGGGAGAACUUUGGUUACCGUGACACGGUCGUGUACCAGUGUCUCCCCGGCUUUCGACUAAUAGGCUCAUCGGUUCGAAUCUGUCUCCAAGACAACCAGUGGUCUGGCCAUCUGCCCGUCUGCAUAUCGAUCAGCUGUGGCCAUCCAGGAAGUCCCAUAUACGGUCGCACGGUGGGAAACGGCUUCAACCUCAACGACGGGGUCAGCUUCAUCUGUAACCGGGGUUAUGAAAUGGAGGGGCCUGCACGCGCUCAGUGCCAGGCUAACCGCCAGUGGAGCCACCCGCCCCCAACGUGUAAAGGUGGGGAGAAAAUGGUCAACUGCUCUGAUCCAGGCAUCCCGGCCAACUCCAUUCGACAGAGUAAAAUAGAGCACGGCAACUUCACCUUCGGCACUGUGGUGUUCUACGACUGUAACCCGGGGUAUUACCUGUUCGGGUCGCCCGUGUUGAGCUGUCAACCUACGGGACAGUGGGACAAACCCCUCCCUGAAUGUAUCGUCGUAGAUUGUGGCCAUCCCGGCUCUCCACCCAACGGCGUGCUGAACGGAGAGAAGUUUACAUUCGGUUCAACGGUUCGAUACUCCUGUCUGGGCGGGAGACAGCUGAAAGGAGAAUCAUCCAGGACGUGUCAGCUCAGUGGGAUGUGGAGUGCCCCCAUGCCCUUCUGCUCUGGCGACACAGCUGGUUCCUGUGGCGAUCCUGGCAUCCCCUCCCAGGGUUCACGGGAACAGACGGAUUUCAGGAUCCGUUCCAAGGUCUACUUCAGCUGCUCGGAGGGCUACGAUCUGAUUGGCUCUUCGGAGAGGAUGUGCUUCCCCAACGGGACCUGGUCUGGCACGCAGCCCUUCUGUAAACCUGUCCAGUGUGGUAACCCUGGCACUCCCAGUAAUGGCCGAGUGUUUCGCUUGGACGGAACAACGUUUUCUCACUCCGUCAUCUACUCGUGCAUGGACGGCUACCUGCUCAAUGGCGCCACCACCAGGCAGUGUCAGGCCAACGGGACCUGGUCGGGAAUACAACCCAACUGCACCAUGAUAAACUGUGGGGAUCCCGGUGUGCCAGCGAACGGCCUUCGAUACGGAGAGGACUUCACAAUUGCUCAGAAUAUUUCCUUCCAGUGCCAACCAGGAUACAGGAUGGAGGAGGACGGAUCAGCAUUGAGGACGUGCACCCAAAAUAGCACGUGGAGUGGGAACAUGCCGAUAUGUACAGCGGUGACCUGCCUGGCUCCCCCUGCCAUCAGUAACGGGGUACUGCAGGGCAGUGACUUUGAAUGGGGCAGCAGUGUGAGCUACAGUUGCUCGCCUGGAUAUGAGCUCUCGUUCCCAGCUGUCCUGACCUGCGUGGCCAACGGCACCUGGAGCGGCAUGCUGCCACAGUGCUUACCCAAGUUUUGUGGUGACCCAGGAACUCCAGUCGGUGGUUUCAGAGAGGGUCGGAGUUUCAUCUAUCAAUCAGAAGUGUCCUUCACCUGCGCUCCACCCCUCAUUCUGGUCGGCACGGCAACCAGACUUUGUGAAAGUGACGGCGCCUGGAGCGGGACGCAGCCGCGCUGUAUCGAACCGACCAAAACCAGCUGUGAUAACCCAGGGACACCGCGCUACGGCUCCUUAAACCGGACCUUUGGUUUCAAGGUGGGCAGUGUGGUGUCCUUCCAGUGCCAGCCAGGUCAUUUGAUUCAGGGCUCCUCCUCCAGAACCUGCCAGCCUGACCUGAUAUGGAGCGGGACACAACCCGACUGCAUACCCCACGCGUGUAAGCAGCCAGAGAGCCUGCUCCAUGUGGACGUGGUGGGAAUGGAUCUGCCUGGUUUUGGCUACACCUUGGUGUACAGCUGUCAGCAUGGCUUCUUCCUGGCGGGGGGCUCCGAGCACAGAGUCUGCAAGAACGACGGCACUUGGACUGGGAAGAUGCCUUUAUGUCGAGCUGGAGAGAAGAAGAAACCUGUGAAACCAGCGACGGGGACUCCCAGCCCCAAACUAAACGUUCCCGAUGACGUCUUCGCUCCUAACUACAUAUGGAAAGGUUCCUACAAUUACCGUGGGAGGAAGCAGCCCAUGACACUGAGCAUCACCAGCUUCAACUCCACAACCGGGAGAGUCAACGUCACCCUUAGCAACGGCAACAUGGAACUGCUCCUCUCAGGAGUGUAUAAAGCUUCUGAGGCCAGGCUGUUACUGCUGAUGUACCAGGUGAACUAUGCGAACCAGGGAAACCAGCAGAAGGACUCAGCCAUCACUCCAGCCAAGAUCAUUGAUGACUCCUGGACCAUGGAUGGAUUUGUCUCAGCAGAGCCUGAUGGUUCCAGUUAUGUAUUCCAGGGUUUCAUUCAGGGAAAAGACUACGGACAGUUUGGACUGCAAAGACUAGGUCUGAAUAUGUCGGAGAGUCAGAACUCGCCUCCCCCCCAGCUUGGUACCAAUAGCAGUUCGGUGGCUAUCGCUAUCCUGGUGCCUUUCUUCGCUCUGAUCUUCACUGGCUUCGGCUUCUAUCUCUACAAACAAAGAACCACACCAAAAACACAGUACACCGGCUGCUCAGUCCACGAAAACAACAACGGCCAGGCUGCCUUCGAGAACCCCAUGUACAACACCAACGCCAAGGCCGUGGAGGGCAAGGCCGUCCGAUUUGAUCCGAAUCUAAACACCGUCUGCACCAUGGUCUGAGGAUUGACUAUCCUCAUUUGAACUGAAUGACUCAGAUAUCUAAUGGGACCACAAUCGGUACGAGGCUGCGGAGAGGGGGGAAAAAGCCCAGCGCUUCUUCUCACAACACGGUCUACACAACGAUUCCAAAAAGACCUUCAGUCCCAGUUUAGGCACCUUACCGCCCCGAGCCGAGGGGGAAACUGUCCACCUGAAACCAAAACUCAGCGCCGGUUCCUUGCCAUUCCUCAACAAAAGAGAUUUGAGUCUACAGAUGAAAUGUCCGCUGCCUUUGACAGAUGCAACACAGCCAGUGUAAACUCACAGUGAGAUGUGAUGUCAAACCCACCGGAGGAUUAUACCACCGUAACCCCAGGACUCUGCAGGUCAUGGAUAGUUUAUAACUCGAUUCGGCACAGUCUUUAUAGUUUGAGCUCUUGUUCACAGGAAGUAAUGAAGAAGCCACGACCAACCAGUCGAACAUCACGACAUGUUUCCAGAGCCCAGUGCCGUUUUUUUUUUGUAUCUGACACUGGGCUGCGGAGACGGGCGCUCACUCUCAGCUCUGUGACCGUUACUCCUUUGUCUGGAGAAAGAGCGAGCGCAUUCUCAGUGCUCCGGCCGUGGUUGUACAUCACAGAGACCAACUGCACCACAGAAGAUGGCUUGAUUUCAUUUAUAACAUGUUGCCCCCCCUCCCCCCCUCCCCAACUGUGCUGAACAACAUGAUGUGAAAUGGACGUCACAGAAGACACUGUGAAGCGAAGGAAACUGUUGGUUCCCUGACAGUAACACACACUGUCACCGGCAGAGCACCAGUAAACCAGACUGACUCGUCAUGAACAGGAGCCCAUUUGCAUCACAGCACCCGAACAGCCAGACAGGACGACCUCCCGUCUCCAUGACAACCAGAGGCUGGCAUCACCAGUCCCUUGUCUUUUUCUAUUACCAUGGAGGCUAAGCUGGCUAAUGCUAGCAGACAGUAGCAAAAACUUGCUUUGAAAAGAGACCAACUCCGAAGCAGAGGACGAGGGCAGCCCUGGAGACGGAGCUGUAAUCCUGACUGAACUGGGAUUAGAGCGAAGCAAAACAAAAAGAGUCUAAAGGGGGAACUAGUGCUGAUAUAACAAAUGAGAAGAGACUCACUCAUCUCAUGGAUAAACUCCUCAUUUUCUUCUAUUGGAUAAGAGAGGAGGAGGAGAAGAUGGAGACAAGCCCCCUAACUGGAAAAAAAAUCGAGUGAGGGAGUCAUCAAGGGAGAAGAUGAGAUCUCAUAAUCCCAACGCGGCCAAUCAGAGCCUGUCUAACCUGAAAUCAGUUACCGAGAGAGGUCGUCCCUUUGCAUAUUGAAUCAGAUCAGACAGAAUAUGGCCUUUGAGGAAAGAUUUUCCUGAUCCCGCGACUUGAAAUGGAUCCUGACGAGAAAAAGACGCUGAGCGGAUACAGAGGACUCUGAUGGACUAACAAAGAAAAAGACUUUGACAAACAGAGGAAGCUCUGGCACUAAAGCACAUUUUACAGAAACACUACCUGUCUACUUGCCGAGAGAUGGAUUAACACAGGGACAGGUGGGAAGGUUAGAGAGAGACUGAGUGGCAGAGAGAAAAGAUGACAGGAACGCACGUUAAUAAAAAAAAAAAAACUGAGAGCAGACAGGUGGUAUUACGACCAACAGGAAAUCGACAGGUUCAACAAAAGACAAACAGGGUCUCAAUUAAAACUCUGCAGACUCCGUCGUCCAGUGUCUCCACAGGUUUAACUGUAGAUUUACAGGCCAACAGACACAGGCUGACAGACGGGAGACACUGACAGACAUGCGUUGACAGGCAGGCGUAGAGAAAGACAAACAGGGUUUGGGCCCUUUUAUUGUGGACGCAGCUCCACUGUUAUUCUGCACUCCGCGAGUGCUUAUCUUCUUUCUUUGUUAUUGCUGCAGAAUCUUCUGAUCUGUAAAUCUAUUGCAUAUAUAUUCGGGAGCAUUCACCACCUAUAUUUUUGUGCUAUAUAUUUACCACAGGGGAGGGGCUGAAGGGGAAAGACAGAUUAUAGCGGUUUUUAGAAAAAAAAAAAGAACGAAAAAUGAAAGAAAGAAAUCUCAAGAUAAAAGAUAUGACGAAUAUGUGCCGUCCGCAGAAGUCACAAACAGCGUUUUUGUUUCCUUUGUAACGCGGAGUUGGUUUAUUUUUUAAUUUCUUGUGUAACGUGCAGUUCCUCACAUGGUCACUGUCUUUCCCACUGAGGCAAUCACGAGUGUCAGUGGUGCUGUUGUUGUCAUUAUUGUUGAGAUGCAAGAUUUUGCCAGCAAACAAUCACGCUGUUAAAAGUUAAUGUCUCAUGCCGCAUUUUCCACAGGUGGCGAGGAUUUCUCAAGCGUUCACAGAUGGGGUUUGCGCUGCGGUUGCCAUUUGUCUGCCUCUUCACAUUGAGCUGCGGAUACACAACAGUGUGAUUGUCGCCAUUGUGUCACAGCUGUAUUCUGACCUAAUACAUUAACACUGUUAUGUAAUGACUAAAUGAGGCCACAGAAAUUUGCAGAGAUGUCAACAACCCUCAGUCUUGUACGGUAAACACAGAAACUCCACUUGUUUGAUUCUACAUGACCGAACUCUCAUUUAGCUGCAACUCUGGUUGAUGUUGGUGUUUCCACUGACUCUCACGAGGCCAUUGCAAAAGUAUGAAUCCUCCUCAUAUUAAAGGUUCAGUGUGUAGAAUCUAGUGACAUCUGGGGGUGAAGUUGCAUGUUGCAGCUGAACACCCCUCACCUCACCCUCCCCUUCCAAACAUGAAGGAGAACAUGUG